Molecule: messenger RNA, 672 nt
Organism: Acanthosepion pharaonis
Lineage: Eukaryota; Metazoa; Mollusca; Cephalopoda; Sepiida; Sepiidae
Source: the annotation of a GenBank genome assembly
AUGGUGUUCGCACAUGAACUUACUCAUGGUCAAGGGUCCACGUCACUCCACCAGGAAAUUAAGCCAGAUGAUGUUCGUUCAUAUCUAUCUACCUAUCUAUUUACUGAUCUAUCUAUUUCCGUAUUUUCUUAUCUAUCUAUUUAUCUAUCUAUCUCAGUCUGUCCAUACCAAUCUAUCUAUCUAUCUAUCUAUCUAUCUCAGUCUGUUCCUAUCUAUCUAUAUAUCUAUCUAUUUCAUCUGUUCAUAUCUAUCUAUCUAUCUAUCUAUCUAUCUAUCACUGUUCAUAUCUAUCUAUCUAUCUAUCUAUCUAUCUAUCUAUCAUUUCAGUCUUUUCAUAUCUAUUUCAGUCUGUUCAUAACUAUCUAUCUAUCCAUCUAUCUCUCUUUCUCUCUCUCUCUCUCUCUCUCUCUGUGUCUCUUCUGUUCAUAUCUAUCUAUCUAUCUAUCUAUCUAUCUAUCUAUCUGUCUGUCUGUCUGUCCUAAAUAUAAAAGCUUAUCAACGGAUACAAACAGCAAGAAAUUGUGUUGCCUGAACUCUAUUUCUUUUUCUUUUUCUUUCUUUCUUUCUUUCUUUCUUUUAAUCAUCCCAUUUCUUUCUUUCUUUCUUUCUUUUAAUCAUCCCAUUUCUUUCUUUCUUUCUUUCUUUCUUUCUUUCUUUCUUUCUGCACUCUAA